AUGGAGUUCACACUGACGCCCGUCCUCCCCUCGGACGCCCCGGCAAUAACCGACGUGUUCUUCACCUCAUUCACAAACGCACUCAGCCAGCGCAUGUCCCCCGACACCGAGGACGUGCGCGCCUUCGAGAACGCCUUUUUCAAACACGCCGCUGAAGAGGCGCAGUCAAGCAAGGGGUCGGAUUUCAUCAAGGUGGUGGCCAGCGAGCCCGGACAGGAGGGGCAGGAUCCGGUGAUUGCGGGGUUCGCGCUGUGGAAGUACUACGAGGGCGAGAAGGACCCGCACGAGGGAGAGAAGAUCGAGUGGCCGCCUAGUAGCGACAGUGCGCUGUGCGAGUCAUUCUUCACUGGUGUAGACCAGGAGCGGAGGAUGGCAAUUGGGGACCAGCCGCAUUAUUGUGCGUUCUCCUACUUUCUUCCCUAUGGUGAAGCUGACAUGACAGACCUGAGUAUUCUGGGGGUGGACCCGAAGUUCGGGCGCCAGGGACUCGGCGGGAGGCUGUUGAAAUGGGGCCUGGACCGUGCGGAUCAGGAACAGCUUAUUACGUUCAUUUCGUCUUCUCCGGCGGGGCGGGGAUUGUAUGAGAAGCAUGGAACUAGAGCUGUGCGCAGUUACGAGGUUAUCCCGGGGUAUUUCGAGACGUCGAUGGUGCGGUCUGUUGGUGGAGUGCGGAGAUGUAAAUAG
Aspergillus puulaauensis is the source of this 684-nucleotide messenger RNA. Its product is annotated as GNAT family N-acetyltransferase. The record is from RefSeq and is a predicted model, not a curated record. The coding region runs from base 1 to 684 and encodes 227 amino acids. The transcript has a single exon. NCBI's taxonomy places the organism in Eukaryota, Fungi, Ascomycota, Eurotiomycetes, Eurotiales, Aspergillaceae. Gene Ontology annotation, molecular function: acyltransferase activity, transferring groups other than amino-acyl groups.